UGUCCUGCUCACCAAAACCCUCCUCCCACGCAUUCUUUUCUCCCAGAAUAUGUACAACUCCGACCGGUUGCCGAUCCAGUACUCCACCACCCCAGAGCAACAACGGCCCAUGAGGCGUCAACACACCGCCCGGUACUACGCCCACCGCGUCCGCGAAAGCCUCACCACCCGGGUCUCCAAGCUCAUAUGCACCAUUUUCUUAAGCCUCCUCCUCAUCCUUGGCAUGAUAACGUUCAUACUAUGGCUCAGCCUACGUCCCCACCGACCUAGAUUUCACAUCCAUGCAUUUUCAGUUCCGGGUUUGGGUCAAGAAACCGGGUUCGCAAAUGCGGGGAUAAUGUUCAAUGCCACGGCCCGUAACGCGAACCAUAAUAUAGGUAUAUAUUAUGAUUCGAUGGACGCGACGGUGUAUUAUAGGGACCAACGGGUUGGGUCAAUCACGGGUUUACUGGACCCGUUUUAUCAGGGCCCAAAGAAUACGACGAUCGUGAUGGGGUCGUUUCAGGGGGCCACCUUAACGGUGAAUAACCAGCGUUGGAUGGAGUUCACGAAUGAUCGUAAAAAAGGAACGGUCGUGUUUCGUCUAGAAUUUACGGCUACGAUUAGAUUUAGGAUCCACGCGUGGGAUAGCAGGCGUCAUCGGAUGCACGCCAACUGUGAUGUUGAUGUGGGCCAGGACGGCUUGAUCUUGCCCAUUUCUAAAGAUAGGAGAUGCCCUGUGUAUUUCACCUGAGUUGGGACAUAUUUUUUUUUUUUUAAUUCGUUUAUUUCAUUUGUUGUGAUUUAUUUCAUUUGUUGUGCAAUCUUUCUACAUUAAUUGGUUCAAA
This is a messenger RNA of Malus domestica (apple), 827 nucleotides long. RefSeq names its product NDR1/HIN1-like protein 10. Gene Ontology annotation, cellular component: plasma membrane; plasmodesma. Gene Ontology annotation, biological process: defense response to other organism. Lineage: Eukaryota; Viridiplantae; Streptophyta; Magnoliopsida; Rosales; Rosaceae. The record is from RefSeq and is a predicted model, not a curated record.